Molecule: messenger RNA, 3624 nt
Organism: Rhizoctonia solani
Lineage: Eukaryota; Fungi; Basidiomycota; Agaricomycetes; Cantharellales; Ceratobasidiaceae
Product: adaptin (adaptor HA1/AP1 adaptin gamma subunit)
Exons: 25
Coding region: 1-3624 (1207 amino acids)
Biological process (GO): carbohydrate metabolic process; intracellular protein transport; vesicle-mediated transport
Cellular component (GO): membrane coat; extracellular region
Molecular function (GO): hydrolase activity, hydrolyzing O-glycosyl compounds; carbohydrate binding; chitin binding
Source: RefSeq, a predicted model, not a curated record
AUGUCCCGCCCAGCGCCCCGCAAGGGCGAAAAUUACGAAUUAAGAGCGGAUCUCAACUCUGAGUAUCGUGACCGGCGAAAAGAUGCGAUUAAACGCGUCAUUGCGAACAUGACAGUCGGGAAGGAUGUAUCUGGUCUCUUUCCCGACGUGCUGAAGAACAUGCAGACCGAAGAUCUCGAACAAAAGAAACUAGUCUAUCUCUAUCUCAUGAACUACGCGAAAUCUCAGCCUGAGCUUGUCAUUCUUGCAGUGAAUACGUUUGUCAAGGAUUCUAAUGAUCCUAACCCUCUUGUCCGAGCACUGGCAAUUCGAACAAUGGGCUGCUUACGCGCUGAGAAAAUUAUCGAUUAUCUCUCGGAUCCGCUUCACAAGGCGCUCAAGGACCAAGACCCUUAUGUCCGCAAGACUGCCGCGCUCUGUGUUGCCAAACUUUACGAACUCAAACCCGAAUUAGCAAUCGACAAUGGGUUCCUCGAGCAGCUCCUUGAUAUGGUUUCAGACAGCAACCCAAUGGUUGUCUCCAAUGCCGUCGCUGCUCUCGUUGACAUUCACACAACCACGCUUGAAAUGUCCGAGCCUGACAGCCGAGGACUCUUCGAGCUCAGCCAAGACAUCCUUUCCAAACUCCUUGUCGCACUCAACGAAUGCUCAGAAUGGGGCCAGGCCGAGCAUAUUUGUGAAAGAAUUAUGCCUCAGUUCCAGCACGUGAAUGGUAGUGUCGUUUUGGCUGCCAUCAAGGCAGUCAUGACGCAUAUCAAGCAUGUAACUCGCCAACAACUCCAAACCCAACUUAUCCGCAAGAUGGCACCUCCUUUGGUUUCGCUUAUCUCUGCUGAGCCAGAGGUUCAGUGGGUCGCCUUGCGAAAUAUUAAUCUACUGCUCCAGGUUGAGCCGAACCUACUUCAGAAUGAAAUGCGUGUUUUCUUCUGCAAGUACAACGACCCUCCCUAUGUCAAGGUUGAAAAACUAGAUAUCAUGGUCCGACUGGCUGCGGAAAAGAACGUAGAUACGCUGCUGAGUGAACUGAAAGAGCGAGCCACCUCACCUUCUACAUAUGCAUCUGAAGCCGAUGUGGAAUUCGUCAGGCGUGCGAUUAAAACCAUUGGACACUGCGCUAUCAAGAUCGAGGCCUCGGCCGAAAGAUGUGUCAAUGUUCUACUGGACCUUAUUGCAACAAGGGUCAGCUACGUUGUUCAGGAGGCUAUUGUGGCCGUAAAGGAUAUCCUGCGUAAAUACCCCUCGCGCUAUGAAGGUGUGAUCCCAAUAGUGUGCACUGCUCUCGAAGAGCUCGAUGAACCAGAAGCCCGCGCCAGUCUGGUUUGGAUCGUUGGUGAACACGCGGAGAAGAUCGAUAACGCUGGUGAUUUGCUCGAAGGAUUUGUGGAUUCGUUCCUAGAAGAAGCAUAUCCGGUGCAACUUCAGAUCCUUGCGGCAACAGUUAAACUCUUCCUGAAGAAACCUGGGCCAUCCCAAGCUGUCGUCCAACGCGUGUUACAAACCGCUACGAAAGACUGCGAUAGUCCCGACGUCCGUGAUCGGGCGUACAUAUACUGGAGGCUGCUAUCUUUGAGCUCCGAUGCAGGUGCAGGUAAAUCUGUUAUCCUCGCUAUGCGACCACCUAUCGAGCUACCACGUACAUCUCUCCCUGUGCCGGUGCUCGAGGAGCUUAUUCGCGACCUGUCGAGUCUUGCAAGCGUUUACCACAAGCCUGCAGAGACAUUUAUUGGAACUGGACGUAUGGGUGCAUCUGGUUCAAAGGGAUUAGGCGCCGACCUCGAAGAAGAUGUCGAGCGUGCGUUACAGACCGUAGCCGCAGGCCGGAAAGCAGAGAACCUGCUCGACUUUGAUGAGCCCGUGUCUGGGGGCACGGGUCAGACCAAUUCGCUCGCGAACCUCAACCUCACGACCAGUCCGGCCGCGAUCCUCACUUCAUCAAACCCGCUGGCCGACUUGGCCGAUAUAUUCGGCAGCGACUCGAUGAGUCUAGGAGGAAGCAACGCAGCUGUUAUGUCCCCCACGACGGCUGGGUCGCCGAAUAUGCACACACUCUCGCUCCUCGUUGCCCUGGGCGCUGCCCUCUCUGCUGCUGCAUCGCAGAUUCACCACCGUCCUGAAAACUUCCUUACCAAGGCCGCCCCUAACACCCCUCCCUCCAACCGUACCGUUACUCCCCAGCCUCUUCACGAGCGCGUCGCCGUCCUCGAUAAGCGUGCCAAUGGCAAGGUUAACAUUGGUUACUUUGUAAACUGGGGCAUUUAUGCGCGUGCCUUCUACCCCCAAAACAUCGAUGCUAGCAAGUUGACCCAUGUUCUCUACAGCUUUGCUGAUACCGACCCUUCGACUGGUGCCAUCAAAUUGUCUGACCCCGAUGCUGACAGGCGAAACACUGGUAACUUCAAGCAACUAUACCUCCUCAAGCAGAAGAACCGCUCUCUCAAGGUUCUCCUUUCCAUCGGAGGAUGGACUUACUCUCAGGCCGGGCACUUCAACUUCGUGACCAACCCUUCAGCCCGCGCAACCUUCGUCUCUUCAGCCAUCACCCUUCUUGAGGACAAUGGUCUUGACGGAAUUGAUAUUGACUACGAGUACCCCGCUGCGGGAGCUCAGGCCCAAGGCUACGCCUCACUUCUUUCUGAGCUCAGGGCUGCUCUCGACGCACACGCAGCCAAGAAGGGCGAGUCUAACCCCUACCAAAUUACCGUGAGCCGCUGUCCCAGCUGGCAAGUCCAACUACCAAAACCUGUUGGUUUCCCAAAUGGACAAGUCGUUGACUUCUGGAACUUGAUGGCAUACGAUUAUGCGGGCUCCUGGUCCACUACUUCCGACGACCAAGCCAACCUUUACGGACCAACCAACUCUGACACCGAUACUGAUUCCGCCAUCAAAUGGUACACUGCCAACGGUGCUACUACCAGCAAAAUUGUCAUGGGUCUUCCUCUGUACGGUCGCGCAUUCGAGAGCACCAAUGGGAUUCGCCAACCUUUCAACGGAAUUGGCCCCGGUACUUGGGAGGCAGGCGUAUACGACUACAAGGCCCUUCCUUUAGCCGGCGCCGCUGUUUUCGAAGAUUCAUCUCGUGGAUCCAGCUACAGCUACGACUCUUCCAAGAAGGAGCUUGUCUCUUACGAUACUCCCAACGUCAUCCGCCAAAAGGCCGCAUACAUCAAGAGCAAGGGUCUCGGUGGAGGAAUGUUCUGGGAACUUUCCUCGGACAAGAAGGGAACAGACAGUCUCGUUUCCAUCACCGCUUCCAACAUUGGCGCACUCGACAGCACUCCUAACCACUUGUACUACCCUUACUCCAAGUUCGAUAACAUCAAGAACAACAUGGGAGCUGGCCCCGGAAGCCCUGGUACCGUCGCACCGUCGCCCACCACUACCAAGCCGCCUGUCACCACCACCACUACCAAGCCUCCUGUCACCACCACUACUGCGCCACCAACCACCACCACGAAGCCCCCUACUACCGGAUGUGGCAGCCUCUCCGCAUGGCGCUCCGAUCUCGCUUAUGUUGCCGGAAACGUUGUCUCCUACAAUGGCCACAAGUGGACCGCCAAAUGGUGGAACCAGAACGAGUUCCCUGGAGGAGCGUCCGAUGCCUGGACCGACAACGGUGCUUGCUAA